Molecule: messenger RNA, 2123 nt
Organism: Chiroxiphia lanceolata (lance-tailed manakin)
Lineage: Eukaryota; Metazoa; Chordata; Aves; Passeriformes; Pipridae
Product: extracellular tyrosine-protein kinase PKDCC-like
Exons: 7
Coding region: 1-1383 (460 amino acids)
Biological process (GO): protein phosphorylation
Molecular function (GO): ATP binding; non-membrane spanning protein tyrosine kinase activity
Source: RefSeq, a predicted model, not a curated record
AUGGCGGCGGCGGCGGGGCGGGCUCGGCGGAGCGCCCGGCUGAGCGCGGCGGCGCUGCUGGCGCUGCCGGCCCUGGCGCUGCUGGCGCUGCCGCCCGGCCGCGGUGGCGGCGGCGGUGGCGGUGGCGGUGUUGGUGGCGAGGCGCAGCCGGGCUCCGCGCCGCCGCUCCUGCUGCCGCCGGGAUUGCGGGAGGAGCUGCGGCAGAGGCGGCGCGACCUGCGGCGGCUGGAGGCGGCGGCGGGCGGCGGCGGGGAGGCGGCGGCGGGCAGGCUGGGCUGCGGCGACCUGAGCCGGGCGACGGCCGUGAGCAUCCUGGGCUGGGGCUUCACCAAGGUGGUGGCGCGGGCGGUGCUGGAGGGCGGCGGCGCCGUCGCCCUCAAGUCGGUGCACGGGGCGGGCCGGGAGGUGCGGCGGUGCGUGCAGCGGUACGGGGCGCCCGCCGGCUGCCGCCGCCUGGCCGCCUACAAGGUGCUCAAGGAGGUGACGCUGCUGCAGCGCCUGCAGCACCCCGGCAUCGUACAGCUGCACGGUCAGUGCUAUGAGAACAGCGAAGAUGCUGAGCUGCGGGUCACAGCCAUGCUGGAGCUGGGAUCCCCCCUGGAGAUGAUUCAGCUCCUGCAGACCCCCUGGGAGGAAAGAUUUAAAAUUUGCCUCAGUCUUGUGAAACUGCUCUUUUACUUGGCACAUUCCCCCCUGGGUUCAAUAGUCCUCUUGGAUUUCCAGCCGAGGCAGUUUGUUAUGGUGGAUGGAAACCUAAAAGUGACAGACAUGGAUGAUGCCAGCACUGAGGAGCUGUCAUGCAAGGAAGAUAUUGACUGCACACUUGACUUCCCUACCAAAAGCUUCCCUCUCAAAUGCUCUGCAGUUGGGAAAUGCGAAGGAAUAAAUGAAAAGAAGAAUCUUUUCAAUGCAUAUCGGUAUUUUUUCACCUAUCUUUUGCCACACUCGGCACCAGCAGCUUUGCGGCCCCUUUUGAGCGAUAUUCUGAAUGCAACAGGUGAUUUACGAUAUGGGAUAAAUGAAACCAUGAGAGCUUUUGAAAAGGUUUUACAUCUGUACAAGUCUGGGCUCUAUCUGCAGAAAAGACCUCUUCUUUUAAAAGACUACAUCUCCCUAAAGGGUUUCCGAACAGUGGAAGGAGAAGACUACAAGUGCUGGCCCUCCUACAGCCACCUGGGAUGUCUGCUGUCCAUUCACAGCGCCGAGGAAGCUGCUGCAAUUUGUAACUCCCAGUCACAGUGUCAGAGUUUUAUCAUCACCCAACAGAGGACGUGGACAGGACGCCCACUCGCCUCAUUUCAGAGUAGCUGGACUGAUUUAAUACCAGAUACUAAUGCUGUAGUCUAUAUUAAACGUUCGGCUUCCUCAGGGGAAAGACUUUAAAGACAAUGAGAUCACAUGAAAUGAUCCUGGGAGGAACAAACCGCUGGGGAGAAUUUCAUCUGCUGGAAAGAAUGACAUAUUUUAUUUUGCUUUGGGAUGGGAUCUCCCUGCCAGCUCAGAUAGAGUCAAAUGCUGCUGUCUCCUUGAUCAAAGCUCAGAUUUCUCAUUGCUGCUCCGCUAGCUUAUUUUCUGUUCCCACACUGCUGUUCCACAUAAAUGGUCCCAGUUUUAGUCAAAUGCCGCUAGACUGUGCAAUACUUAGCUUUGCUGCUUUGGCCAGCUUGUCAGUCAAGAAAUAGAAAUAGCUGCAAGGGAUCCGGCUUGGGUAGGCUUUGUUAUUUCAGUCACCUCCAAAAACCUAUGGAUAAUGCACAUUUCCAGAAGGUGAUGGCUCUUUCUGCAGCUACCAAUUGGGAUUUCAUACCACUGCAAAUGUAAAGGAUGGGAUUUCAGUGAGGGGGCCAAGGGUGCAGGGUGGGGAUCCUUACCUGGAGGUUGAUGAUGGGGGUGGUCUUCCAAGGAGGGUCCUGUUUCAGUUCCUUCCAGUGUAGGGGAGGGAAGUGGUGUAUAGGUCAACUCUGGAUGCAGGAUUUGGGUUUGAUCCUAUGUGAUUUCUAAUACCAGCUCCCAUGUAUCAACCUUGAAGGUUUUUCUCUGUUACUUUCCGUGAAAGAGCAAGACAUUCAAAUUAUUUAUGUGUAAGGUGUGACUUUGUAUGAUAAAGAAUGACUUUAUUCUAA